Odontomachus brunneus is the source of this 3186-nucleotide messenger RNA. RefSeq lists its product as uncharacterized. The transcript is spliced from 7 exons. The record is from RefSeq and is a predicted model, not a curated record. The coding region runs from base 177 to 1088 and encodes 303 amino acids. NCBI's taxonomy places the organism in Eukaryota, Metazoa, Arthropoda, Insecta, Hymenoptera, Formicidae.
CGUAUCAUUCAGUAGUGAAACCUGCUCGGGUGAAGACUUAACUGGAACCUGUCGUCGAUACAACACCAACAGCGCUCUGACAAGAAUUGUUCGGACCCUCCGAUUGCAUAAAUAACGCAGCCACUGGAAUUAUUCGAUUUUAAUGAGGGACGUAGUUUUGUCCGUGGAAAACAAAAAUGGCAAUCUCAUGUAAAAUGGAUUACGAUUGUCCUAAUGGACAAUACUGCUAUGACUCUUCUUCUUGUGUCAAUUUUACCCGAUGUAUAGCAUUCAACCGUCAAGAAGCUGCAGUUCCUGCACGCGACGGUUCUCAGUGUGGACCUUGCUUGAAAGGAUUUUAUGCUGCAAUUCUUGAGGAAGGAGUUGAACAAUUUUGUCAAAAAAAUCCGAUUCCACACACAGAAAUAGACGCAGAAUACAAUUGGGAUAUUAUUACAAUAUGGUACAUUGUUUUUGCUUUGAUUUUGAUAUUAAGUCUCAUAUAUAUCUACUUAUUCUACACUAAAAAACAAUACCCUGCACAUAUAAGUGAGGUCUUCAAAAAAAAAUAUUCUGAAAUAAAUGAACAAAAAGUAGCAUUUCGUCAGGAAAACUCAAAUCACUUUAUACCCAAUGCACCAUCAGAAGUACCAUACGACGUACGCAACGAAUCUAUUGAAAGGAAUGAAGUAUGCUGCCAGCCAUUUUAUAAUAAUGGGACAGCUAUAGUUAAUAAUAAAUCGCAAAACGCUGUUCCAUUUCAGCCACCGAAUUGGGUCGAAAAUGCAGAUUUAUCGGGUGAAACCAACAAUAACGCCCAAUACUUUGCUCAACGUAACAUAUCUCGAAUUAAUCGUUUGUCAGAAGCAAGAAACGAUCCUGAGAAUAAUGAACAACUAGCCAUCCUGAUACCAGAACCAACUGUGGAACAUGAGGAUAACGCUAGGAACACUGCCCUAAUGCAAAUCAACGAUAAUGCUGACGAUACUAAUUCUACUAAUUCUGCUAAUGAUGAAAGAAAUGACAACGGAAAUAGAAAAGAUGGCACUAAAGUCAAGACUGUAGUGAUUAAUCAGAAUAUUACCAUGAAUGUGAACGUGUCAAAUUAAGAAAAUUAUUGAUCUACAGGUUAGUGUUGAUUCACUAACAUUGCAAUAUUGUAUUGUGCUACUAGUCUUUACUAUACGCAUAAUAAUAUAAAAAAACAUUCAUACAUACCCACUAAGCAUUGAACAAGAGUAGAGUAACAUUACAUUAAUAGGUGCGUUCAACAAACUCAACAGUUGCACAACAGUUGAGCAAUUUGUCAAUGUAAUUGGUUUAGAUUUAGGGAUCUAACAGUAAGAACCAAUAAUCGCUGAUUGCUCACUGAGCGCUUUUUCUACUGAACGCACCUAAUGUUAUAAUGUCUCACUUAACAAUGUAUCUGUUACAUACAGGGUAUUUACGAAUUCCACCGACAAACUGAUAGGAUGUAUUCGUGGUCAAUAGAGAAUCAAAUUUUCAUUAUGUUUGGUCAGAUCUGCCUUGCUACGGAGUUAUUGAACGUGAAAGUCAGUGAAAAUGAAAUAAGAUUAUUAUCAGUCGCUUCGCAAAGACAAGUCUGAAGUCAUUAUUAUUCUUCUUCUUUUGUUUUUUACAUUACGCUAUGCUCCUUGUCAAACAAGUGAUACGCAAGCUCUUGACGCUUAUUUUCUUAUUCUCAAUAUGUUUCUGGAUUCUUCCGCGGUUACGCCGCUCAAUGGUCCGCUGAAUUGUGCAUUGAAGUUAAUGGAAAAUUUCGAACACUUGUUGUAACUGCUAACAAUACUCAAGAAAGUUGUUUUGCACUCUCUGUACCAAUGUCUUUUUUACCAGAACGUUUCAUGACUGCACUGACUUUCUCACCCGAUAUCUCCGUAGCGAGGCAAAUCUUACCAAAUAAACAUGGUGAAAAAUUGAUCCUCUAUCGACCACGAAUACAUCUUAUCAAUUUGUCGGUGGAAUUCGUAAAUACCUUGUAUAAUGUGUUAUAUUGUACUUAUAUUAUUAAGUGGAAAAAAAAUUAUAACAUUAACCUUUAGACUGCCGGGAAAGCCACUUUUGUGGCUUUUGAGUUUGGGUUAAAAUACUACUAUUUUUAGUGAUAUUUUAAAUACUAAAUAUAUUAAACAUAUAUGUAUAUAUAUAGCCUAAACAAUGUGUCUCCCCAGUGUCCGCUUCGCGCUUGUUCGCAUUUACGUCGCCGAAACAUAUGAACUGAUUAUAAUACUCCAUUAUGCAUAACACCCUUUUUUAAAUUAUCAUUUAAAAGAAAUUUUAUCAUAAUUCAUAAUAAUUUUAUCACAAUUUAUCAGAAAAAAGUUAACAUAAAAAAAUCAAAAAUAUAAAAGUAAAAAAAUUAUAAAAGAAGCAAAAAAGUAAAAAAAAUACAUAAAUUAAACAUUAAAAAACCAAACAAAAAAACUGCAUGAAUCUAUAUGUUUAUAUUUGUUUAUAUUUGUCAAUAUUGCGCUUAGAACUCAAAAUUUCAUAAAUUUAUGCUCAGAAUUGGUAUCAGCAAUACUAAAAACACUAUAAUACACUAUUUUUUUAAAAAUAAACAUUUUUAUAUUUGAUCAUGCGUUCCCUGCUGAGAAUGCCACUUUUGUGCCUUUGCACAAAUCUUAAAAUUUUAAACCAUAUGUAUGUUACUUAUACAGACAAAUUUUUUUAGGAAAAAACCACUUUUUUAAUGAAAAAAUGCCGGCAGCCUAAAGGUUAAUGCAACGUUAUUAUUCAUGUUUACUGGGGAUACCCAGACAACUAAUGUCUAAAAUCAGGACAUAAAACGUUUUAAAGAUCAUCUUGAAAAUGUCUCAAACAAUUUACGUAUAAAUGUCUUUAAGGCGUCUUAAAGAUUAUAUUUAAGACGUCUCAUGUCCCGAUUUUAAACACUAUGUUGUCUGAGUAGCAAUUGUACAUACAAUAUAUCUCACAGUGUUGGGAAAGUUACUUUUUAAAAGUAACUUAUUAUCGUUACCGUUAUUUUCGGUAAAAAGUAACUCGUUACCGUUACUCGUUACUGAUCUUAAAAUAUAACGCGUUACCGUUACUUGAAAGUAACGAUAUUUUACUUCAUUACUUUCCAUUACUUUUUCUUGGUUUAAAUCCAGAAUUAUAAGAAAGGAGCUAAGGUAAAAUAUAAAUUGGACAUAAGAUUAUUAGAAAUAUAUUUAUAUUUAAAUA